AUGGCUAGCAAGCAAGACUUAAUGGCUAUGGGAUUUGAAGAGGCGCGUGUUGAUUGGGCUUUGAGUGCCACAAAGAACGGCAAUAUGGAUGUUGUCCUUGAUCACAUUGAAUCAAAUGCGGAGAAUCAAGUCCCAGAUAUUUCAGAGCAGGCAGAACAUGCAGAACAAGUGCCAGCAAGCAUCAGAUGCGACGACUGCAACAAACUCUUCAAAGACCAGGCUCUGGCUGGCUACCACGCUGAGAAAUCUGGCCACGCCUCUUUCUCUCAAUCCACAGAGGAAAUCAAACCUCUGACUGAGGAUGAGAAGGCUGAGCGUCUCCAACAGCUCAAAUCUAAAAUGGACGAAAAGCGCAAGGUACAGGCUGAAGCUGGUAAAGAGGACGAUAAGAGGAAUGAGCUCAUAAGGGUACAGCGUGGAAAGGAAGAUCAAGCUGUUAGAGAGGAGUUGAAAGCAAAGGAGCUUAAAAAAGAUCUUGAAAAGAAGAAAAAGGAGAAAGAGGAGGAUAAGAAGGCUAUGGCACGCGUCAAGCAGCAAAUUGAAGCUGAUAAGAGGGAGAGAGCUGAGAAGGCUGCCAAGGAUAAGGCUUUAAGGGAGGGUAAGGUUGAUACAGCAACACCCGCACAACCAUCAAAGCCAGUGAUCCCUAAGGUAUCCACUUCAAAUGCUACGGAUACGAGACUUCAGCUACGUACUCCUAGUGGACCACUCACAACCACCCUCAAGGUCGACAAUACUCUCACAGAUGUUAGUGACUUCAUCGCUACUCAACAGAUGGUUGAGGCUUCCAAUCUGACUUUCUCUACUACUUUCCCUGCACGCACCUUCACAGAUGAUGAAAUGAGCAAAUCAUUAAAGCAACUCGAUUUAGUCCCUUCUGCUGCGCUGAUUGUGAAGUUCAAGUAG
Molecule: messenger RNA, 906 nt
Organism: Wallemia ichthyophaga EXF-994
Lineage: Eukaryota; Fungi; Basidiomycota; Wallemiomycetes; Wallemiales; Wallemiaceae
Product: UBX domain-containing protein 1
Exons: 4
Coding region: 1-906 (301 amino acids)
Molecular function (GO): protein binding
Source: RefSeq, a predicted model, not a curated record